This is a messenger RNA of Macrosteles quadrilineatus (aster leafhopper), 4639 nucleotides long. It is a transcript of the gene TfIIEalpha, whose product is annotated as general transcription factor IIE subunit 1. The coding region runs from base 174 to 1421 and encodes 415 amino acids. Gene Ontology annotation, biological process: transcription open complex formation at RNA polymerase II promoter; transcription initiation at RNA polymerase II promoter. The record is from RefSeq and is a predicted model, not a curated record. Gene Ontology annotation, cellular component: transcription factor TFIIE complex. The transcript is spliced from 7 exons. Lineage: Eukaryota; Metazoa; Arthropoda; Insecta; Hemiptera; Cicadellidae.
GUAAACAAAACGCAACAAAACAAACGUCGACGAGCGACGCGACGAGCCGUCGAACGUCGAAUGUCGAUUGUCGAAACGAAGCCCACCCUAACCUAACAAGAAGACAGAAGAAGACGAAGCCUGAAGACGAAAGCUAAGAUAACACUAAAUGCAGUUGAAUUAAAUACGUGAAUAUGACAGAAGAAAGGUUGGUAACAGAAGUCCCAAGUAGUUUGAAACAGUUGGCGAGACUGGUUGUCAGAGGGUUUUAUACAAUAGAAGAUGCUCUGAUCAUUGACAUGUUAGUACGAAACCCCUGCAUGAAGGAGGACGAUAUUUGUGAGCUUCUCAGGUUUGAGAGAAAACAGCUCCGAGCACGCAUAUCUACAUUAAGAAAUGAUAAGUUUCUUCAAGUUCGGCUGCGGAUGGAAACUGGGGCGGAUGGGAAAGCCCAGAAAGUCAACUAUUACUUUAUCAAUUAUAAGACAUUUGUUAACGUAGUCAAAUACAAGUUGGAUCUGAUGAGGAAACGUUUGGAGACAGAGGAGCGAGAUGCAACGAGUAGAGCGAGCUUCAAAUGUCCCCAGUGUCAUAAAACCUUCACUGAUCUUGAGGCAGAUCAGUUGUUUGACUUCGCCACAGGAGAGUUCCGAUGUACGUUCUGUCGUGAGAUCGUAGAGGAGGACCAGUCAGCUUUGCCUAAGAAGGACUCCAGGCUGAUGUUGGCCAAGUUCAACAGUGUGAUGGAGCCUCUGUACGAGCUGCUGCGUCAGGUGGAGGGCAUCAGACUGGCGCCUGAGGUACUCGAACCAGAACCAGUCGACAUCAAUACUAUCAGGGGGCUGGACCCCAAGAGGCCGGGCACAGGCUUGAGGCCGCCAGGGGAACACUGGUCAGGAGAGGCCUCACGAGGGGGAGGCUUUGCUGUCCAGGAGGCUAGAGUGGAUGUCACCAUCGGAGAGGAGGAGAACACUGCGGAAGUGGCCAAGAAGGAGAGGCCGGUCUGGAUGGUGGAGAGUACGGUCAUUUCCAAUGAUCAACAGACAGAUGACCUGGUGGGAGCCAGUGCGGAGGCAGAGCGGGGGGCAGCUACUGGAGGCGGGGCCAAGUCAGGGGGUGAGGACAUCAUGUCUGUACUGCUGGCACAUGAGAGGCGGGGCAGCACAGCCCCCGGGGCCGCAGCCAAGGCCAUCCUGCCUCCGGACAGUGGCUCGGAGAGUAGUAAUGACGAGGACGACACUCUCAGGGACAUUAAUGUUCCAUCUCCAGAAUUGGAAACUCUGGAUUCAGACGAAGAUGAUCUCAUUCCAGUCGUUACUGUAGGAGAACGAACUGUCCCGAUAACUGAAGUUGAUGACCAGCUGAUACAAGAAAUGUCACCUCAUGAGAAGGAAACUUACAUACAAGUCUACCAAGAAUACUACUCUCAUGUGUUAGAUUAGAUGUACAGAAUAGAUUUAACAUCAUGUAUAUAUUUUUAAUAAACCAUUUGGUAUGUAUAAGUACAUUUUAUGUUGAUAAAUUCAUAGUUCACCUUGUAACUUGGCUAUGAAUGUGUUUUACUCAUGUUCUUCAACAGAUAAUGCUACAACAUUAUAUUUUACUGUUUACAGUAUAUCAAUCUAUUUCGAAGUUUCUUGAUUUUUUUAAAUUGCAAAAGAUACCAGUAUGCCAGCUCUAUGUGUUUGACAACCUAAUCAGGAGUAGUGUUUUUUUUACAGACAUUGGUUAUUCUAAUCUUUAAAAUCCAAGAAAUCUUGUUGUGUUGUGUGGUUUUUGUGGUCAAUGUUAGUUCCAUAGGAUUUUUAGUUCCUACAAAACCAGUCUUAAUCACAUAAAAACCUGGAAAUCAUAUUUCCUUGUUUAAAACUUUGGUAGUAUAUAGGGUAAUUGUUCUUAAAUUUAAUAGUGUGACCCUAAAUUAGUUUGCAGUCUACACAACGUUUAAAGAGAUUGAAUAUUUUAAGCCCUCCCAAGUUGUGCUUAUCUAAGUUCAGGAAAUUUCUCAAAGAAAAUGUCCACUCUUGUAUUUAUAUUGAACUCCAAGCAAUCAGCAAAAUAUUUUUCUCUUUUCCCCAAAUAAGAUUUGUAAGUGUUGUCUCGUAAACAAGUUGUAAUAAGUUGUGUAUUUUUUUUUAUUUCCAAAAAUACAAAUUUACAAAACACAUACAACUCAGCCACAAAAGCCAAUAUGGCUUGUCUGCAGCAAUUAUUCUAAUUUUUGUUAUUUCACAGUGCUUUUUUAUUCAAUCAGUCUUUUGUUUCCCUUGUUUUUUCUGUAAGAAUUCAAUAAUAUACCAAAUCAAUCAUAGAAUUUAAAGUAGUCAGAUUUAAAAAAAGUCAGUGUAUAAAAUCAUAGCAAAUUAACAGAAUGAAAAAUGUUUUAACACCUCAAAUAAAUACUUAGAGGUAAAAAAUUCAGUUUAACCUCUUUAGCAACUGCAAAUAGAAGAGAAUUGACUGUAAAUAUUCGCACAAACCUUUUAAAUAUUCAAAUAUUCACUAAAACUAGGGAGCACUGUUUACCUCAUACAUAAAGAAAAGCUCAACUUUUCCUAACGAAUCGUUACUACUUUUAUUUAACAUACAUUACCAUUAAAAUUUUAAAUCUUCUCGGUUUUGUCACAAGUAUUGUUUUUUUUUACUUUGCUAAAUAUUAUUCUGAAUUAAGAACAGAAUUAAUGUUACAAUAAUGUUGUUAACUAAACUUGGAUUCAAACAUACUUCAAAUGUCCUUAUUUGAAACUAAUUAUUUGGACAAUUAAAGUCAAACAAUAUUCCAAGCUUUGAAUUUUUACAAUCUUUAUUCUUGACCAGAAAUCCUCAUAUGAUUGAUUGCUUAUAGAAAAAUAAAAGUUAUAAAGCUAUUUACUUUGCUUUGUUACCGGCUAAAGCCCCCCACACACGGGCAAGCAUGUUCGUGAGCUUGCUCGUGAUGGUGUUGGCGACGAACAUGCUCGCCCGUGUGUGGAAUCUGUCGCGGCGAGCAUGUUGGGCUUUGGCGCUCGGCUCGUCGGACUUGGCGAGCCCGAACACAAACAUGCUCGCGAACAUGCUCGCCUGUCUGUGGGGACGACCAAUAUGUUGCAAUGGCGACCAAGUUGCUCGCCAUUGCAACUCAACCACAGUGGGUAGAAAUAAGGCUAAAUGAUUUCAUCGAUGUAGCCGCUACUAUGAUUCUAGUUACACUCGUGGACUCAUUACAAGUAACACCAUUCCGAUUCCAAACGAUUACUUCGUUACCGCCAUUGCAAAGUAUUGAUGCAAGGUGUUGAUACUCUGAUGUAUUCCAAUUACAGUAAUAGAUUUAGAAUCAAUGUUUACAGAAGCUAAACAAAUAUUUAUUUGUGUUGGUAACGCAAUAAAUACAAAUUUAAAUGAGUUAAAUAAGAAAGGCUAGAAUAAGCAAAACCACAAGAAAUAUUUUUACAUAGUGAUGGAAUUUUAACCAACAUUUUUAAAACCAUAAUCCGAUAACUUAAGGCCUGGUACACACGGUCAUCACCCCUGAUUUAUUUCUGAGAAAUAAUGCGUAUGUUGCAAAAAACUAAAUGCUGUAAUUGCAGCAAAAAAGCAGGCGCACACGUGGCGAUUUUUUAGUUGAAAAAUUAUUUUUUCUGAGUGCGCUAUGGCUUACUUUUGCUUUCUUCUUCCAAACAAACUGCACCACCGCAAAUAGCCACAACAGCAUUAGCAUCCAAUAAAAUUUAAUCAAAAUAAAGUAAUUAAAUAUUUAAUAAAUAAAUACACACAACUUGACUGUCACGUGCACAAGAGAAGCAAGAAUAGGCCUAGGAACCGCUACCGAGCCACGAGCAUGAUCGUCCGUCAGUUGGAAACGCCAAGCAUGUUCGCGAGCAUGCUUGUCCGUCUGUUGACAACGCCGAGCAUGUUCGCGAGCAUGUUUGCCAACAUGCUUACGAACAUGCUCGCCCGUGUAUGAGGGGCUUUAGAUCAACUGGUUUAUUAGUCAGGAUAAUUUAUUUAAAGCCCAAUGAUCAGGAACAGCUUGGUCCAUUUUUGAACAAUCUACUGACUUUUCUCAGGAUCGAACCGGGGACCUUUUGAUUGAUAGGAGAGCACUAUAACCACUCAGCUACCCAAACCUACCUUCUAAUUGGCUACUGGUAUUUAUUCUAACACAUAAUUUAAAUUUCAAAUUUGGAAGUACCUGCCAACUCAUUUAACUGUACCUAGCUUAUCUAACUUCAAUAAUAAUUUUUUAAUACAUAUAAAUUUAACUUACAACUUAAAAUUAUGGAACACGUUUUUCUUUUCUCAUUAUUUACCAACUAGCCUACUUUUACAAGAUGAGUUAUCAAUUUAACUCCAAAAUUAAUUGUAAGUAUUUUAUUUAAUUUAUUUUCAUAAAACCUCUAUUGAAAGGAACUGGUGGAGGUGGUUUUGGAAUAAAACUGAAUUAAAACUUUGCUAGGUGGAAACUUUUGAAAGUGCUUGGUUGUAGAUUAAUUGGUUCUUUUGAAAACUUUUAAUUUAAUAAACUACCCUCGACAGGCAGAAUCGUCUCUUAGAAAACUUUGAUGAGUUUUGCAAAUAUAAACUUUCUAAUUAGAUCUUUAUAUACACUUUCUUAUUUGAUGUAUAAUCAUAAUCAUUAAGAAGCUAGUUAUUCAGAUAACAUAUUACAGUGUACAGUCAA